UAAUAGACAAGGAAGGUAACGAUACGAACUAAGAUGAGGAGCUUCAGAAAUAGCUUCUUAAACAUUCACUUCGAGUCGGACGGCCAUCCGGCCCAGGCAGAACGCGAUGCUUCUCAAUCGAUGAUAUCAGCGCCAAUAUAUCAAUAAGUGCAAAACAACAUUCAAAAACUCUAUAGAAGGGGUUCGGAUUAAAAAGGCCGCCCCUAGGCGGUCAUAAAAGGCAAAUGGAGCAAUUUGAACAGCUGCUGACCUGUGCGAUCUGUCUAGAUCGUUACAGGAAUCCCAAACUCUUACCAUGUCAGCACAGUUUCUGCAUGGAGCCAUGUAUGGAUGGUUUGGUUGACUACGUUCGUCGACAAGUUAAAUGUCCAGAAUGUAGAGCUGAACAUCGCAUACCCUAUCAGGGAGUUCAGGCAUUUCCAACAAACGUAACACUUCAACGUUUUUUAGAGCUACAUAUCGAAAUCACUGGAGAACUGCCGGAUCCAACAAGUGGGCAAAUUAUGGAACGUUGUGGAGUUUGUUCAGAAAAGAGUUACUGUUCUCUCUGUGUUCAUUGUGAUAAAAAAUGCUGUCCUGAAUGUAAAGAUGCACAUAUGGACAUUCUUAGGCGUGAGAUAGGACGUAUAAAUACAAAUAUUCGGAGAGGUUUACAUCGAUUACAGGAAGCUUUAGCUUCAGUGGAAAAAAAUACAGUAGGACUUCAAACAAAUUGUGCAUCUGUAACAGAAGAAAUUGAUGAAAUUUACAGACGUCUCAGUAAAGCUCUAAAGGAUCGUACAGAAUAUCUACGAAAUGAGAUUGAUCGUUACUCAGGAACUGAACUCCGGAGUUUAAUUCAAUUAAAAGAAAAUUUAGAAUUGGAAAUUGCAAACAUUCAAAGCAACUGUGAUCUAGCUGAAGCUCAUAUAAAUGAAAAUGUUCCAUGGAAUGAUGCUGAAUUGUGUGACACUAAAGAUUUAUUCCUUAAAACAAUGGAAUUUAUCAGGAAGUUUGAAUAUGAAGCUGGUGAUUAUGGACGUCGCGUCCGAUUUAUCAUGACUCACGAUCCAAAUCAAUUAGUUCUUCACAUGGCUGGUUAUGGAGAACUUAAUAUUAAACCAGAAACUGGAAGUAGCGGAUAUUUACACCUUUCAGGAAAUUUAGCUCCACCUGGAAAUUCACCAGGUUUAAUGAGGAGUAAAAGUGAUCAUCGUUUAGCAUCUCAAUACCGUCAACAAGAUGAAGAACGUUUAUCUAGAAAUCGUUACGCCCAAGAUUAUGAAUAUGACGCAGGAGAAUACGAGACACCAAAGAACAGAUCUCGUUAUAGAAGUCGGUUUAUGCGUCACCGUGAUGGGGAGGAAUCUGAUGGAGACACACGAUCAAUUGUCCGAUUCACACCAACAACUGAUCAGCCACCCCGAGAGCGCAUUCUAGACACCGAAGAUGCGGCAAGAGGACCCUUAUCGGGAAUAUUUCGACUCACAGAUUCACCUCGUGUAAUGAAGAUAUUGCAAGAAUAUGAGAGAGCCAGCAAACGGAAGAAGGAAGAACCUUCAUCACCUACGCAUUUUACACCAAAACCUCAGAUUCAAGCAAAGAAAACAACAUCAUUGCUAAAACAAACAAGCGAAGAUGAUGAAAUAAUGAAAAUUAAGAAACAAAACCGAAGUAUCCCAGCAACAACAGAAGCUGUUGAAGAAGAGCAACCAGUUACUUCAGUUUCAUCUGGACAUACUCCAGCAGCAGGUGAAACAGAAAGAGACUCUGAAGAUUCAUCUAAAAAAUCUGCAAUAGCAAGCAAAAAAUCUUCUCCUGGAACUCACUCAUCUGGAACAAGAAGCGCGUCAUCAGAUUCAAGCACUGGAUCAGAAAGCUCCACAACAACAAGCAAUCGGAAUACUGGAGCACCUUUCACUACUGAACAAAUAAAACAAAAAUAUCUCGCACGUACAUCGCAGCUUAACACUCCUUCCAACGUUUUAUCUACCAAUACUACAGCUUCAACAAAUGGCCAGGAAAAUUCUUUGACUAAUACUCCUCGGCCUUUUCAGAGUCGUUUUUUAGGAACAGGUAAUAGUACGUCUUCAUCCAUCACAAGUCCAGCUAAAGAAGAUGUAUCUACAAAAAAAGAAGCUACAGAGGAAGAUGAUGACGAUGAAGAAACUACUAGCUCUGAAGAAACGGAAACAGAAACUGAAGAUGACUCAGAAGCUGAUACUAACUCAACACCAACAACUAGUCUCCCAACUGCUCAUGAACGUGUUAGAAAUGAUACUACCAUGGCACGGACAGAUAUUGGUCCAUUGCUAGCACGAAGUGCUGAAGCAAGACGCGGAAGUAAAGAGGAUUCUCCUUCUACCAGAUACUCUUCACCAAGAGGAAGCCCUGCCCACACAUCGCCGUCGCUUUCAGGUACCUCCUCAUCAACAGCAUCUACCGGUUAUACCAGCAGAUUUUUGAACAAGAGUAAAAGUCAAGCAGCAGUAACAGCAGCACGAGAUAGAGAACGUGAGCGUGAACGAGAAGCAGAACCAGAUAAUGAAUCACUUUCUCCAAGAUCACGAUAUGCAGCAUUGAAAGAUCGACGCCAGCGGGUAGCACGUUCAAGAAGUUCUCAUAAUUUCAGUCAAGAUGAUCUUGAUAUGGACGACGACUCUCCAACACCUGUAACUCAUUCACCUAAUGCUUAUCUAGCUGCUAAGUAUGGUGUUGGCUCAGAAUUAGCACGAAGUCGUAGUACUCAUACCCUUAAAUCACGAGAACCAAGUCCAGACCGGGAUCGUGGUGGUGUUGAAAAGGAUGGAGCGGCAUUAAGUUCAUGGGCUCGUUAUCUUAAAAAUAAAUAUGGUAAUCGUAGUACUAAGGACAAGGAACCAACGUCAACCUCAUCAAUUCCCUCCUCCAGCGCAAGUACUGUGUCAAGAAGAUUAUCUUUAGGCUUACCACUACGACACACCGGUCAAACUUCAUUUGAAUCCUCUGACGACGACCAAAAAAACCCGGCAGGCUCCCCCACGUCUCCUACAGUAGCUCCAGGUAUCCCCGCAGUAACAGGUUCUUCCACUAGGAAUCAAUAUCUGCUAAAGCGGCGACAACUGUUGAAAUUUGGAACGCGGGGGAGCGGAGCCGGAUGCUUUACAUGGCCAAGAGGCCUGGCUGUUGGCCCGGAUAAUUCAAUUGUUGUGGCUGACAGCUCUAAUCAUCGUGUACAAGUUUUUGAUCAGAAUGGUAACUUCAUGAAGGAGUUUGGAACUUACGGAAGUGGUGAAGGUGAAUUUGACUGUCUUGCUGGAGUUGUAGUCAAUCGAAUUGGCCAAUAUAUCAUUGCGGAUCGAUACAACCAUCGUAUUCAAGUACUUGAUCCGUCAGGAAGAUUUUUAAGAGCAUUUGGAUCUCAAGGUACUGCUGAUGGUCGAUUUAAUUAUCCUUGGGGGAUUACCACUGAUGCUCUAGGCUUUAUUUAUGUAUGUGACAAAGAAAACCAUCGUGUGCAGGUCUUUCAAUCUGAUGGAACUUUUGUUGGUAAAUUUGGAUCAAGUGGUAGUGGCAGAGGACAAUUGGAACAUCCCCAUUACAUUGCUGCGGUCGUGUGCUUACUGCAUUUGGUUCUGAAGGAUCAGAUGAAGGACAGUUUAAAUUUCCGCGGGGUAUUGCUGUUGAUGAUCAAGGUUACAUUAUUGUCGCUGAUUCUGGAAAUAAUCGUAUCCAAAUAUUUACGCCUGAUGGAAUAUUCCUUCGAGCUUUUGGCACGUGGGGCAGUGGCGAUGGAGAAUUUAAGGGACUUGAAGGUGUAGCUGUAACGUCAACCGUGAUACUUUCAUCAGACUAUAAGUUAUUUUUAGAUUUCUACAUAUUGAUAUUCAAAAUGACGUUAUUUAUCUGUAAUUUAUGUAACAAAAUAAGUCAAUUAUAAAAAAUUGUUUAUGAAUCUUAAAUAAAUUGUUUGGGAAGACCAUAAAACAAACGGAAUAUUAAAAACUCUCUGAAAACUAUGAAAAAAACAUUAUAGGGUAAGCAAAGGUAAAGUCAAAAGUUAAGUGCAUCGAUAAAUAUAUUAUUUAUUACAUGCAAUAAUGAAAUGUCGUAACAAUAGGGAGUGAGUUUGAUAAAAAUUGUAAGAUUAUAAUAAUUUGGUAAGUUAUUAGAGCGAUUGAAUAUUUUUACUCAUCUCCCUCUAUCGAGAAAUAUAGAUAAAAUAUUUUCGUUAU
Molecule: messenger RNA, 4193 nt
Organism: Chelonus insularis
Lineage: Eukaryota; Metazoa; Arthropoda; Insecta; Hymenoptera; Braconidae
Gene: tn
Product: tripartite motif containing protein thin
Exons: 17
Coding region: 225-3779 (1184 amino acids)
Biological process (GO): protein polyubiquitination; proteasome-mediated ubiquitin-dependent protein catabolic process; negative regulation of translation
Molecular function (GO): protein binding; metal ion binding; ubiquitin protein ligase activity
Source: RefSeq, a predicted model, not a curated record